Aspergillus heteromorphus CBS 117.55 is the source of this 5924-nucleotide messenger RNA. Its product is annotated as putative TFIIIC transcription initiation factor complex subunits Tfc3. Lineage: Eukaryota; Fungi; Ascomycota; Eurotiomycetes; Eurotiales; Aspergillaceae. The transcript is spliced from 4 exons. Gene Ontology annotation, biological process: transcription initiation at RNA polymerase III promoter; 5S class rRNA transcription by RNA polymerase III. Gene Ontology annotation, cellular component: transcription factor TFIIIC complex. The record is from RefSeq and is a predicted model, not a curated record. Gene Ontology annotation, molecular function: DNA binding. The coding region runs from base 1 to 5724 and encodes 1907 amino acids.
AUGGUACACCGCUCCCUCACAACAUGGAGGAACGCUUCCCGGCGGGCCACCCCCGGAAUGGGACUAGCGUGCAAUGCAUCACGGCUGAUCCCUCGUGGACGAAUUUUCGCAGGCCCGGUUCUGCGCCGACAUGGGCUGAAGAUGGCCCCUAGCUUACGGGAUCUGAUUGAUUUUCUCCUCGCAGAGAUUGCCCUCUGCGGCGAUCAGGGUGCUGCGCCCACUGACAUCCUCACCUUCAUCGACACCUUCUAUGCCAAGGCCGCCCAAGAUGCAUCCGCCCGCACCCACGCCGUCGACCGGCGCUUUCAGGAAAAGGUCUGGGCAUGGCUGAUGAAAAACCCCGAGGUCUCUGUCGGGAAAGACCGCGAGGGCAAUCACUUGAGUCUGCGGGAUGCCGAGCGGCCUCCAGUCCGUCACCCCGACGAGACGGACUCCCCGGGUCCAGAUGCCCCGGACUCCACCCGCGUCUUUGUGUCCAAAGAGCGAACCUGGCUCGCGGUCACCGGCCAUGAGCCCGACGAAACCAAGGUCUUGCCGACCGAAUUUGCCCUGCUGUCCAUCAUCGCGUCGCGAAAGCACAGUGGCAUUGUCCAGACCGAGCUGGUCAAGGCUAGUGGCCAGGACAAACGCUCCGUCCCGAAGCGGACGGACCUGCUGCAUAAAAAGGGCUACAUCGAGAAACGUGCGAUCCAAGUCAAGUCGGCGCGCACCAGUCUGUGCACACUCAGGAAGUUCCUGACCCCGGAGCAAGCCCGCAAAGACACCCAGGCUGGCCAGGGUACCGAAUCGACCACGGACCAUGAGCGGAUGAUCGAUUUCAGGGCAUUCAACGAUUCUCUGUUUAGCAUUCUCCGCGAGUACCAAAUCAUCUCCCGCAAUGACCUGAAGGAGAAGCUGGGAUUCGCCGAUCCGUGGCGAUGGAGGAUCCUGUCCCGGGCGCUGCGGAAGUUCGAGCGCAUCGGGGUGCUCCAGCGGGUGCGAGCAUUGUCGCAGUAUGCGGAUACCUUGAAGAAAUUCCACCCCUGCGUGAUGCUCCUGCGGGACCCCACCGACAAAGACUUCGACCUGUUUAAUGAAUUCAGCCGCGGCAUCCUGUCCAAUCUGGAGCAGGAGGACAACGUCGACGCGGACGAGGAGCUGGAGCUGCAGCGCGAUGGGUCGGACGGCGAUGCGGUCGGCCUGGUCCAGCGCGAGGCGGUGGCUGGCGGUGGCCGAACCCUCCCUUGCUGGAGCCCCGACAAGAACAUCCACAACAUGAUCUUCGAGACCGUCAGUCAGGCCGGGGUCAAUGGCAUCACAAACCAGGGGAUCAUCCGGGCCUGUUUUGGCGGCUACUUCAGACGACCGUUGGAAAACGCGGUGAGCCGGCUUGUAGAAUGCUGGCAACUGUCCCAGCCUCUCCACCUCCGCCAUCUGGCCAUUGUCAGAGACACGGCCCUUCAGCGCACCAUCACGCACUACGUCCAUUAUACGGCAACGAACUUCAAGAACCUGGUCGACGCCGGCGAAGCCAUGUGGGAGGCGGUCGAGUUCGCCCCGAGGGGUCCCAAGUCGAACAAUCUCCAGAUCCCGCCGGUUGAUGCCACCCCGGAACUGGACGAAUACGGGCUUCCCCUUACGUCGCCUGCGAAAGAAGUCCUGAACCGCGGAAACGCCACUCUUCUGGAGUGCAUAUCGGUGGUCAAGCCGCCAAGUUAUAUCUACUCAAGCAGCGACGCUGUGGCGGUGCGACAAGAGAAUGGCACCUACACGAUUCACCAUCGCAUCCGCGGCUCUGGCGACAGUUCCGCGCGCCCCCAGGCGACGCCAGUCAGGGUGAAGCUAGAACGCCGGGAUGGCUCGGAUAUCGAAAUGGACGGCGGGUCAGAGGUCAGACCGAAGGGGCGCCCGAGGAAGAUACGCGCGAAUAGUGAGGCAUUCAAGGGGAUGACCGAGAAAGAGAGGCUCGAGGCUCUUGGGCUGGAUGAAACCUGGACGGAGUAUAGCGCGUUGCUUCUAGAGCGCUCCGGCCCAGGCGUGUUAGUUACCCCCCGUGGGCGGCGGCGGCCGGCGGGCAAAAGACAGGGCCGUCCACGCAUUAGCCGGAUUGCAGUGUUCAGGUCGCCGAAGCUGGCAUCUCUUCCUUGGUUCCAGGAGGAUGCACCUGAUGCGGAUGAAGACCUGACUAUUCUGUCGAGAAGAACCCCUCUACCGCGCGCCGCACAGUCUUUCCUCACCCCGGUAGCUGUUGAAGACAUUGUCACGCCUUCCGCUGUCUCCGCUGUCUCCGCUGUCUCCGCUGUCUCACUGGAGCAUUCUGUUAUAGCACCCAAGAGGAGCGCACGGCAUCUUGGCUCGGAUACAGAGCCUGGGCCCCGUUCUGGGAGAGCUUCAAAGCGACGCCACAUCAAUUCACCCGAUGAAGCCCUGUUGGCCGCCUCUACGGCUGAAGGACCAGGAGAAAUUGAGCCCGAAACCAUUCAGGUCUCGCCUUCGAAGCGACCAAAGCGUAAAAGAGCUGUAUCGCCAGAACUCCAAAAUCAAAGCGUCACCCAAACAGACCGCCCAUCGACUCACGCUUCACCACAGGUCAGCACUCAACCGACCCCACUCAGUCCAGGACCCAGUAUCGAGACACCGUCCAAACGAACCCGUUCCCAACGAGCCUUAAGUGGACGGGGCACAUCACCUGGUCCAACUUUCACCGAAGCGGUUGCCGGCGCAGUGCAGCCUGUUCCACCGGACGUACCAGAGCCUUCCGAUGAGCCUGUUGCGACAAAGACAGACGAGCUUCCCGACGCACCACCCGCAGUCAAUGCUUCCGAUGUUGCCGUGGAAGAUACUAUGGCCCAGAACCCCAGUCUGGCCGAGGAUCAACCGGCUGCCUCUGAGCCUGCGCCUGAGACGAAAGCCGAAACCGCUCAAGAAACACCCGAAGAUCCAAAGGGAAGGCGACGCAAGGUUUGGACAGAAAAGGGCGGCUCGGUUGCGGUCCUGCGCAGGUCAAUUGUCAUGGAGAUCCUGGAGAAGGGCGGGGGUGCUUAUCCUAUGGGCACGGAACUUUGGUACCCGUUCGUGACAGCAUGGCAGAAGACGAGAUACAAAGAAACACCGGAUCUGCGCACCAUCAAAACGGUCGUGAAAACCAUGAUUGAUUCUGGGAGGCUUCGCCAGUUGACCUUCAGUGGUAGGGACAGUAAGGGCAUCAUGGUGACUAAGAACAUCGUGUGCAAGGUUGACCUGCAGCCUAAUGAUCCUCUGAUCGAGGACAUGCAGAAGAAAAUGCUGGCUGCAGAUCGAUACUACUUCCCACCCAAUGUUGAAAUUGAUGGGGAGAUCACUAAGAGCAGCCAUCACCGGGGCGGCUCACGUAGGGAGAUGAAGCAGGUGUCCCAGCUGCCGGUUAAAGAUGACCUGACAGUCCAACUGCAUCAGAAACCAGCGGCAGUGCUGGCGAUGGAGAAGCGACGAAAGAACACCUUGCGGGGUGAGCUGCUGCAGCGGCUGAGCAUGGGAGGUGAAUUUGGAGACAUGGACCGAUCGGAUAUUGUCCGACUCAUGACGAUCCGUCGUCGCCCGGCACAGAAGGGCUCGCGUGGCUUGACCUCGAUCUCGCGACCAGGCCGUGAGCAUAGGCACAGUCAAAGACGGCGGACAGAGGCCGGGCUGGCAUCUAUCCGCAAAAUGAGGCGACUCUGGUCCUCCAUCGCACCCUACACGAUGCUGAUGAAUACCAAGUCGACCUUCCUCCCGACAACGGGAACCUUCGCGACGGAAGCUGGCAUUCCGGCCCUGCAGGCUGCUAAGGAACGCGCGAAGGCGGCCGCGAAGAAGAGGGUUCUUCAAUCCGCACCCGAGUUGCCGCACUCUCUCGAUGAUCUGUUCAGUCAAACGCGGAGGCGAACAAUGGACUACUCGGGCACCUCCGACCCGCGAUCGCGCAAAUUCUUCCGUGACAAUGAUGUUAUUCUCAAGUGGGAACUGGGCAACGAAGACCUGCUUCGUCGGAAGACGGAUGACCUGUUGUAUAUCAACCAGACAGUCCAGGACAUGGAGACCCCUGGCAUCGAGGGGAACAUCCGUUUCGAUGUCGACGAGAGGACAGGCCGAGUGGCUAUCCCGCGGGCUCCCAUGACGACGCGGCAGAAAGCGCGCCUGGAGGCUCAAACUGCUGGACAACGGCGACGACGAUCCGAGGCUGCUGUGGAGCCAAAGCACCGCCGUCUUGCCAAACUCAACGAGAGCCUCGCGGGCGACAGCAGGUCUCCAGCUUCGCAGCCCAAUCCACGUCAGCAGCCUAUCCGCCGGACCCGGACUGUGGCGCAAAUGCCGCACACCCUGGUUCGACGUAUCAUGGUUGCCAUUGUGGCGGUACGCAGUCUAGCAGGUGGCACUGAUGCCCGGCUGGUUGAUUGGCCCCUUGUAUCUUACUGCUUUCCCGACCAGGACCCAGCCAUAAUCAUUGAAAGGGCCCGGGCCAUCCUGAGCAAGUACCGGCUGCAGAUCACGAAGAUGCAGAGCGAUUUCCAGGAGAGCUUCAUCGACGCUUACGCCAAUGACCAAGUUCCGCCUAUCGACUACGACAACCUGGAAGGCUACGACUGGGAAGGAGUGAUCGAUUGGGCCACUACACAGCUGGAUGUGCCCAAAUCCGAAAAGCUUCCAGACCUGCCUGCGACGCGAGAGCAGUUCGACAGCGUCUUCGAGCUCCGCGAGGAACCCCUAGUCUCGCUGGACGACCUCUACCAGAGCACCCAGUCGAUAACCGUGAGCCGCAAGCGCAACCUAUUUGCCAGUGUCCCGUUUGCAGCGCCCUUGUCCAACAAACCCCAGACUCCACCACGACGGUUCGAGCUGUCACGUCUCGACGUCGCCAAGACAUGGGUGCGGGCCAACGUCGUGACUCCCGAGGAGACAUAUCGACCAGCAGACGCGCGCGAGGCCCUGGAACGUUUCGGAGACCAUAUCGUACACCAGGCCUUACAAUCCCUCGUGACAGACCGGGCAGUCUCCAUGGGCAACCGAGGCCGCAUCACCCCAGGCCGGAACUACGACGUAACCGACCACUUCCUCAUGACACUCGGCCGACGACGCGCAAUCGAAAGCACCGAACUACGACGAUCGCAGCGCUUCAAGACCGAGAUCCUCGACCCGGCCCUCCGCAAACAAGGCCAGUUCGACAUCGACUACAACGCCGAAGACGGCGACAUGCUCGUGGUGAUCAACCUCUUCGCCGCUGGCCGUGUCAUCCUGCAACCCCGAGACGCCCCGCGCGACAAAUACGGCCUGACAGACGGCGGAUACCUCACCCGCCAGAUCGACAAGGACAAGCUGCGGUUUCCUGUUGAGGUGCGCCCCGCCAAGUCCUACGUCUACGGGAACCCGAUCCAGGAGAAAAUAAACAGUCUGGCCCCGCCGCGGCCCCCGCAGGCCCUCGAUCCGGUCACGUUUUUCCCGGCUAAGAUACCGUUAUGGUACGAUAUCCAUGGGGACUUUGUCCCCUUGUUGUGGAAUCUGGCUGUGGCGGCGGUGGUCGGCUGCGUGGCUACCCGUCCGGGUAUUAGUUCGUGCGAUAUCGCGGGAAUGAUUAAGCCGACCAUGGGCGGCUGGGAGGUCCAGUUGCUGUUGCAGUGGAUGGAGGGCGUGGGUGUCGUUCGCAUGGAGGGUAAGGGGGCUGGGGCUGGGGCUGGAGAAGACCAGCCGGGUUGGGUGGUGCAGGAGUGGUGGUGGAUGGUGAUUUCGUGAUCUAUCAUUGUUUUGGCGACGAUGAGGUAUUGAUAUAGUUAUCAUUGUUCGUUGGUUUGGCUAAAAGCACACACACACACACACACACUCUCUCUCUCUCUCUCUCUCUCUCUGGCUCUGCUUGAUCUAUUGGGUUUCUUGUACUUGCUCGGACCUGUCUGUAAACUCCCGACACAGACAGAUAGAUAGGCAUAGCUCCC